GUUGUCUCUCAGGUACUCGCAUUCCUUGCUACAGGGCCCAGACAAGAUAAUAGUGUCUUCUAUGAAAUUCGCACGUACGAUAUUAAGCCAUCGAAGAUGAAGGAGUUUGGGGAGAUGAUCAACAAGUACUUUCACCUUCGCACAGCUCUCUCGGAGGUGGUGGGAAUCUGGUCUGCAGAGCUGGGAGCGAUGAAUAAAGUGAUCCACAUUUGGAAGUAUGAUAACUUUGCCCACAGAGCAGCAGUCCGGCGUGCAGUGGCCGACGACAAAGACUGGCAGGGAAAAUUCAUCUCUCCAGCUCUCCCCUUGGUAGAAAAGCAGCACAAUGAGGUUGCUUAUUUGGUACCGUGGUGUCAGCUUGGGAAGCCUCCAAAAGAAGGGGGGGUGUAUGAAUGGGUUACUUUCCAGAUGAAGCCUGGUGGGCCAGCAUUGUGGGGUGAAGCAUUCCAAGCUGCAGUCAACGCUCACAUCAGUACAGGUUACACCAAACUGAUUGGUGUUUUCCACACAGAGUACGGAUUACUUAACACAGUCCAUGUGAUGUGGUGGAACGAGACUGCAGAUCACCGGGCAGCAGGAAGGCACAGAGCUCAUGAAGACGCCAGAGUGGUAGGAGCUGUGCGGGACAGUGUCAGAUUCUUGGAGUCCCAGCAAAAUAUGCUCCUGAUGCCUCUGCCAUGCUCGCCACUGAAGUAA
Molecule: messenger RNA, 696 nt
Organism: Nestor notabilis (Kea)
Lineage: Eukaryota; Metazoa; Chordata; Aves; Psittaciformes; Psittacidae
Gene: NIPSNAP3A
Product: nipsnap homolog 3A (C. elegans)
Exons: 5
Coding region: 97-696 (199 amino acids)
Cellular component (GO): mitochondrion
Source: RefSeq, a predicted model, not a curated record